This is a messenger RNA of Impatiens glandulifera, 3525 nucleotides long. Its product is annotated as putative disease resistance protein RGA4. NCBI's taxonomy places the organism in Eukaryota, Viridiplantae, Streptophyta, Magnoliopsida, Ericales, Balsaminaceae. The coding region runs from base 1 to 3525 and encodes 1174 amino acids. Gene Ontology annotation, biological process: defense response to other organism. The transcript is spliced from 6 exons. Gene Ontology annotation, molecular function: ADP binding. The record is from RefSeq and is a predicted model, not a curated record.
AUGGUUGAUGCAGCUCUAAUAAGUGGUUUGCUUUCAAAUUUGGCACCUCUAAGUAACAAUAAAUUCUCGUUGUUUUGGAAUUUCAAGAAGGAGGUUCAUAACCUAUCGAGCACACUAUCUGCAAUUAAUGCUGUACUCAAAGAUGCUGAGAGAAAGACGGUGCGGGAGAAGGACGAACAAACAGAAGAUUGGUUGCGAAAACUUAAAGAUGUAUUGUAUGAAGUUCGGGACAUCAUGGAUGAAUGCAGCUUUAAAGAUCUUCGUCUUCAAGUCAAAAGUCUUAAUGCCUCCUCUUCAACACGGAUCCAGGUAAUCAACUCAAUAACCCAACCUUUUAGCAAUACUUGGACGCAUUUAAAAGUUGGUCACAAAAUUAAGGAUGUUCAAGAGAAACUAGACCAAAUUUCUUCAGAGCGCCAAAACUUACAUUUGCGUGAAUCUAUUCAUGAAUCAAAAAUAGACAAGUUUACUAGUAGUUGGCGCGAAACCAUGUCUCUUUCGAGUACUAAUAAUCAAAUAUAUGGGAGAGAUAAGGAGAAGAAAGAGAUAAUUGAUAUUCUACUCAAUAAUACAUUGAGUGUUAGUGUUGCCAAAACGAUAUCUGUUCUUCCAAUUGUUGGGAUUGGGGGUCUAGGUAAAACAACACUUGCCCAAAUGGUCUUCAACGAUGACCAGGUUUCUAACCAUUUUGAUCCCAAAAUCUGGGUUUGUGUUUCUGAUGAAUUUGAUAUUAAGUUGGUGAUAAAAGCAAUCAUAGGAUCAAAUAAUGAAACUUCUUUGGAGAAAUUGCAGAAAAUUAUUCAAGAUCAAUUGAGAGGGAAAAGGUAUUUGAUUGUAUUGGAUGAUGUUUGGAAUGAAGAUAGAGAUGAAUGGAAUAAGUUGAGUUCUAUAUUAGAUUGUGGAUCAAAUGGUGCGUUCGUUCUUACCACGACACGUAAAAAAAGUGUGGCCAAAAUCAUGAAAACAAUUCCACAUUUUGAAUUAUCGUCGCUAUCUGAAAAUGAUUGUUGGUUAUUAUUUGAAGAACGUGCAUUUGAGCAUGGAAAACCAAAACCUCCCAACUUCAUUAAUAUUGGUAAAGAAAUAGCUAGAAAAUGUAAGGGUGUUCCAUUAGUUGCCAAGAUGUUGGGAAGUCAAUUGGGGUUCAGUGAGGACGACGAAAAGGAAUGGUGUAGAAUAAGAGAUAGGGAGAUAUGGGAGAUAUCUCAAAAUGAAAAAUAUGAUAUCUUGCCUAUUCUAAGGUUGAGUUACUAUGACCUCACUUAUCAUUUGAGAAGAUGCUUUGUGUUUUGUGCCAUAUUUCCCAAGGAUACUGAAAUUGAGAAGGAUAAAUUAAUCCAAUUGUGGAUGGCUCAUGGUUUAAUACCUACCAUUCAAAAUCAAGAAGUUGAAGAUGUUGGGAAUACAAUUUGGAAAGAAUUGUUUUGGAGAUCUUUUUUUCAAGAUGAAAAAAAGAACAAAAAUUGGGAUGAUAUAGUUUAUACAACAUGUAAGAUGCACGAUUUUAUGCAUGAUCUUGCCCAAUCUAUUAUGAAAGAUGAAUCUUAUACAAUGAAUGAUAACAUCUCUAGAAGUGAUGGUUUUGGACGAAAUAUUCGCCAUCUAACAGUAAUGGUUGAUCAGUUAGACAAUACAUCAAUUUGUUCUCUUAAGAAAAUUGGAGGGUUACAAUCAAUAACGCUCCAUGACAGAGAUGGUGGAAAUGUCAAAAAGGAGAUUUUGAGUUUCUUGAAGGAACUUCCGUCUUUACGCGUCCUUGAAGUAAGACGUUGUGUGCAAUAUGAAGAUUUGUGUUAUGUGGGAUGUCUAAAACAUCUUAGAUAUCUAGACAUUUCCUAUAGUCAUAUGACAGCAUUGCCUAAUAGUAUUUAUGAUCUCUUGAACUUACAAACUCUAAAACUCAAUUAUUGUUAUGAGCUUAAAAGUUUGCCUAGCGAUAUGAGGGACCUUAUUAACUUGAGACAUCUUUAUUUGGAGGGUUGUAAUGGAUUAAAUUAUAUGCCUAGAGGGAUGGGACAAUUGAAACAUCUGAAGACAUUAAGCUUCCUUGUGAUAGGCAAGAAGGAGAGAGACUGUCAAUUAGAUGAAAUAAAAGAAUUGGAUAUUCGCGGAUCUUUGAAAAUUAAGAGCCUUGGAAGAGUUAGUGAUGCAUGUAUUGCAAGAGGGAUAAGUAUGGCUAAGAUGUCGAGUAUCAAUAAGUUGGACUUGGAAUGGAGAUCUAAAGAUGAAGUUGAUGAUAAUGAGACCAAGAGUACUAGGCAUGUUAAAAUUGGUGAAGCUCUAGAGAUUCCAACUUCAAGGCUAAAGAUACUAAAAAUGAGUGGUUAUAAAGGUGUGAAUUUCCCUAAAUUGAGGGAAUUGGUGUCUCCUACUAUUCCUAGUCCCCGAGCAUUCCCUAAUUUAUCGAAGAUUGAGAUAUCCGAUUGCCCAAAGCUAGGGGCCUUGCCACCACAUCUCAAAGCACUCAAACAUGUAACUGUUUCAGGUGAAUGUUCGGAUGAGUUGUUAUAUAGUAUCUCAAAUCUUACUUCUCUCACUCAUCUCUCUCUUAGUUUUAUGGAUGAAAGAAGUGUUUUAUUUCCAGCUUCUAAGGCAUUAAAGUCAUAUGGUUGGUCAACCCCUGUGCCCAAUAUUGAUGCACAAUUAGGAGUAUGCUCAACUUUUCAAUCUCUUCAAUCUUUGUCUAUUGUGGGGUGCGACAAGUUAAUGCAUUUGUUUGACAAGGGAAUGAUAAUGCAAGAGACAUUAAAGAUCAGUGCCUACCAGAAACAACAAAAGCAUCAUCAUCAUCGUCGUCUUCAAGGACAAACAGAAAGAAUAAGACUAAUGAACUCUCUCACGGAAUUGGAUAUUUACGAGUGUCCGGAGUUGAUGAUAUCAGUUGAGGAAUUUGGAAAACUCAAUAUUAAUAAUUCACUACGGAGAUUGACUAUCAGGGGUUGUCCUAAGUUGGUGUGCGAAGAAGAAGAAGACGAAGUUAUGGUACUCCUAGGUUCCCUUCGAGCAAGACUUGGACAUAAGAAGUUCACAGUAGAUAUUUUUGAGGGAGAGCAGAUUUGUGAUAACCUAAAGGAGUGGGUAGUGGAAUCAACACAAGAAAGUAGGUGUUCUAUUGGAAAAGAAAGACGAAGAGCAGAGAAUAGUGGCCAUAUAACCAAAUUUGAUGGGGAACACAUAGAUAAUGCAGCUUCUUCACUAAUCUUUUAUUCAUCUGGACAGGUGGCUUCACUUUUCAAUGUAAAUGGAAGCAGCCGUGUAUUCAAUGGAGGAGGGAAACAUGCACAACUUUUAGAUGCAAAUUCACAACAUUACGAUUCCACUCCAACACAUACUUCUUUAGUAUCCGUGCCAUCAUUGCAAACAUCUAAUGUAUUCACUAGUUCAGGGUCUUCUGUGGUUAUUGCUGUCAUUGGAGCUACCGCACUUGACUCUAUCGGGGCGUCGGGUGAGAUUCUAAUUGCUAUGAAUGAUAACGUAUUCGAGAAGAUGGAUGAUGAUGUUGGAAGAUUUUCAGAUAGCGUGUAA